This is a messenger RNA of Ostrinia nubilalis (European corn borer), 4166 nucleotides long. It is a transcript of the gene lovit, whose product is annotated as proton-associated sugar transporter A. NCBI's taxonomy places the organism in Eukaryota, Metazoa, Arthropoda, Insecta, Lepidoptera, Crambidae. The transcript has 9 exons. Gene Ontology annotation, molecular function: sucrose:proton symporter activity. The record is from RefSeq and is a predicted model, not a curated record. Gene Ontology annotation, cellular component: membrane. The coding region runs from base 322 to 2106 and encodes 594 amino acids.
CCCGGGCCCGUCGCUGCCCUCGAGCAAACAUCGUCACGCUCCGCAAACUAACGCUUGUUACACUUAACGAAGUCCAGUGAAGUUCACUUACAAUAUAGAGGAUAUAACAGUGACUGAAAACUUUUGAAAAUUUUAACUGUCUUCAGUUCUCGCGGUGAUGGUCUCUUUCAAGUUGUAUCGCUAUAAUUUCUCAGACUGAUGUUUGAAUUCAAUUUUAUAAUGACCAAUAUUGCCGCCCAAGUUUCGUAAACUCACUGAGCCUAUAAUGAAUAAAUAAAGUAUUUUCGUAGAGUUAUAAAGCUAUGAAGUGAAGUAUUAAUUAUGGCAGACAAAUUAAAUGAAUACCAAGGUGUGACGGGGCGUCUUCACGGUGUGCGGGACAAGUACAAGGAACGGUGGAGCAACUGGAGGGAGCAGCACCCCCGAGGGGUUAAGGAUGUGGUCAAGGAGUCGCUUUUUGGGAUCCCCAACUCGGACGAGCCUCCGGAAAGGGUCUGGCAGGAUAGCGCGUACAGUGAUUUAUUUAGGAGGAAAAGCCGCGUCGAACUCAUGCGUAUAUCGGCAGCAGUGAUGGGCAUAGAGUUCUCGUACGCUGGAGAAACAGCAUUUGUGUCUCCAACCCUGCUGCAGAUAGGGGUGCCUCACCAACAGAUGACUCUGGUGUGGGCAUUGUCACCACUCAUUGGGUUCUUCAUGACCCCACUGCUGGGUUCGCUGAGUGACAGGUGCAAGUCAAAGUUUGGGAGAAGAAGACCUUUCAUUGUGCUAAUGUCAUUUGGAGUUUUACUUGGUUUAAUCUUAGUGCCAAAUGGGGAGGCGAUAGGCUACGCGCUUGGUGACGAGCGACCCACAAACCAAACUGGAGUGCCCUCAGUCUUGGGCCCUCGGAGUUCAGCCUUGGAAGAAGAGAGGACGAACUAUCACCCCUGGGGAGUCCUCUUCACAGUCCUGGGAACUGUUUUCCUGGACUUCGAUGCUGACGCCUGCCAAAGCCCGGCCAGGGCUUAUCUGCUGGACGUGACAGUACCAGAGGAUCAUGCCAAGGGUCUGAGUACCUUCACAGUGAUGGCGGGCCUGGGAGGGUUCUUCGGGUAUGCAUUAGGAGGAAUCAACUGGGACGAGACACGAUUAGGCGAGUUGUUCGGCGGCCACGUCAGAGCAGUCUUCUCUCUCAUCACCAUCAUCUUCAUCUUUUGCGUCUCUGCUACCGUGACCAGCUUCAAGGAGAUUCCUUUAGAGGAGCUGAACUACCAAGACGAGUUCAGGAAGCUGGCUCAGACUGAAAGGAACCAGGAGAGCUUCGACGCUGGGGAUGAGGGACCUGAGAAGGGUACCAUGAAGAAGAACGCCACUUAUGGGUCUUUGAACCCGCCAGAGACCGGAACUCCAUCCGUCCCGAUACCAGAAGCGACGCACGCGCAGUCUCUGACCCUCGCCCACUACCUGAAGUCCAUCGUCAUGAUGCCAGCCUCCCUUCGCGUGGUAUGCCUAACCAACCUCUUCUGUUGGAUGGCCCAUGUGUGCUACUCGCUGUACUUCACUGAUUUCGUUGGGGAGGCUGUGUUUGGAGGAAAUCCCGCUGCGCCGGUGGGUUCGGAGAGCCGCGUGGACUACGAGGCCGGCGUCCGCUUCGGAUGCUGGGGCAUGGCCAUGUACUCGCUCUCCUGUGCCUGCUACUCCACCGUCAUUGAGAAACUCAUCAAGCGCUUUGGAGCCAAGAAGGUGUACGUGGGGGGUCUCUGCACGUACAGCUGCGGAAUGUUCCUGCUGUGUGCCAUCCGCGCACGCGCAGCUGUACUGCUGUUCAGCUGGACGGCCGGCGUCAUGUACUCCACGCUGUUCACCAUGCCUUACUUGCUAGUAGCGCACUACCACGCGACAGGGACGUGGGACAACGCAGGAGGCGGUUGUGGGCAGGAGCGUGGUAUCGGCACCGAUGUAGCCGUGGUCAGCAGCUGCGUCUUCGUGGCGCAACUCCUCGUCUCAGUCAUCAUGGGACUGGCCGUCAAGGCCAUGGGCACCACCGCAGCGGUGGUAGCGGUGGCGGCAGCGCUCGCCGCCGCCGCUGCCGUCACCGCCACCAAAAUCACAUAUCUGGAUUUGUAAUCUCUUAAGUUUAAAUAAUUGCGAUUAAGUUGUAGUUUGGUCGUCAAUUUUUUUUUAUUCUGUACUAUGUUCGUACUAGCAAAUUGGCUUGAAUUUAAACAUAACUGCGUCUUCGUGGUGCAACUCCUGUUCUCUAUCAUCAUAGGGCUGCCCUCAAGACCAUAUCACCGCCACCAAAAUCACGUGUAAUCUGAAUUUGUAAUCUCGUUUAAAUCUGAUUUGCUAUGGAUAAUUUUUAAGUUGUAGGUAAGGCGUUUACUUCUUUGUUAUGUACUAAAACCACAUUAGUCGGUCGUACUACAAAAUGUCUAAAUGCUCGCAAAAAGUGAUCAUGGAGAAUGGUGAAUAAUGGGGUAACCCAUUUAAUUGAGUUACGUUAUUUGUUUGAACUAUUUUUAUGGUUUUCAGGUUUACGUUAGGUUGCCAUAUCCUUGCCAAACAUGGAGCUUUCUCACAAAAUAAUUAAAAAAUAUAAUACCUAAAAAAAUAUAAUAUUUAUGGCUCAUUCAAGUGUUUAACUUACAAAAUAACAAUAUUAUUUAAAACCAUCUACAGCUACGUAUAAGUUUGCAAUGCAGGAGCGUUUAUUGGAAUACUUAAAACCAUUAAAAACUCUACUUUAAUACCUAGUCCUGUCAUUAUGGUCAAGUUGGCUCUAAAAUAUUGGACAGUUUGAUGCAAAUAAUUGAAUCUUGAUAUUUCAAUAAUCGAAUUUCAGAUAAACGAGAAAUAUUGUGUAUAGUACGUCAAACUACUCUGUUGUUACAAAAUAAUUCCUAAUACAACGAUAUAAGGUGCCACAGUAUUCAGCUUAAAGCUCGAAAGACCAGUAUUGAUUUGUAUUAACAUAUCUCGGUUAAAGAUCACUAUCGUAUUAAAAUAGUAAGACCCGUGUCUUACUAUUUUAAUUGAAAUGGAACGCGAAAGUUUAAAAUCUUAUAUCAAUAAAAAGGCUGACAAUAGUGACUGCGUUUCUUGAGCUCUGGGCCAGAGCCUCUGGUCCACAUUUUUGUCGACAAGCAUUGGUUGAAAAAUCAAUGUUUUGACGUUGGGUGUCACAAACUACAUAUUUGACGCUGAUUGUACACUACUUAUAAAGUUUUAUCCGACUACGGUGAAUCAUAAAGAGAGAGAGUGAUUUAUUCAGCUGGUUUUACCAUCGUAAUUUUCCUGAAGAAGACCUUCUAUUUCUUUCCUUUUUGAUUCUUUUUCUUCUUCUAUCGUGCAAAUUGUAACCCCGAUGUCAGGUGUAGUGUCCUUUUUAUUUAUCAAAGUUACUCUAUUACAUUUUAUUAUAAUAAAUAGUCAUAUUGAGUGAUUGUUAGUCAUUCUACAUGAUUUUACUACAUUCUUUUUAUAAUGACGACAUGAAUUGUGAUCUUGAAAUCAUGACAUUUGCAUUCAAAAGGAAUACAUGACAAUAAAAUAAGUUAUUUAAGUAUAAUUGGAUCUUCGGAACAACAUACUAUAAGUCCUAGUUAUCACAUUUGUAUGUUAUUUAAAUAGAGAUAUGACUGUUGUUAUUGUAUUUAAAGUAAUGUUAAAUGAUCUAUUUACACGUUGAAUAUUAACUUGAUUUAUGGCUUUAGUUAUGCAAAAUGUAUGUAUGUCCCUAUAUUUAUGUAUUAUCAAAUUAAUAUAAUAAAAUGUACGCAACUUAGGCUAUGUGUGCAUGCUAUGUGAAUAGAGAAUCGAUAGAUGAUUGAUAUUUAAAGAACUGAAUGUGAUCUUUAUAAUAAUUAAGUUUCAGAUAUUUGAUAAACACUUGACUUAAUCCAUGACACUACUUAUUGUACUUAGGCUGGGUUGCACCAUCUUACUUUAGCUUUGACAAACGUCAAAAAUCUGUCAAACUCUAUACAAAAAGCACCGGUUAUUGUUAAAGUUACGGUGAAAGUAAGUUGGUGCAACUCAGCCUUUAGUUUUAUUAAUAUUUAUUUUCUAAACUGUAAAGAAUGACUGUAAGAAACAAUACCAAAACACUUAUAUUAAGCUUAUUUAUUAACGUAUUAAUGUGAAUAUAAUUGGUUCGAAUUAUAAUGGAUAUGAUGAGAAAAUAA